Molecule: messenger RNA, 4770 nt
Organism: Parnassius mnemosyne (clouded apollo)
Lineage: Eukaryota; Metazoa; Arthropoda; Insecta; Lepidoptera; Papilionidae
Source: the annotation of a GenBank genome assembly
AUGGAAAAUAUAAGUAGUGAAACAAAAAAUGAAAUUUUCGAAGAAGACGAGGUGUUUGAUAAUACCUCACUACUGGCGAAUUUCGAAAAUUCUGCCUUUAAAGAUAGUACAUUUACUGAAGAAACUUUUAAUGGACAGAACCAUAAAUCCAUUAACAGAAACACGUUAAAUGUGAGUGCUUUGUGCUGUGAUGAAGAAAUCAGUGGAUAUGAUAAGUUGAUGGGUAGAACAUGGAUUUAUCCAACAAAUUAUCCUGUCAGAGAUUACCAGUUCAAUAUUAUCAAAGCUUCUAUUUUGAAAAAUACAUUAGUGAGCCUCCCAACAGGUCUUGGAAAAACAUUCAUUGCUGCUGUUAUUAUGUACAAUUUUUACCGAUGGUAUCCUCUGGGCAAAAUAGUGUUUACAGCGCCCACAAGACCUCUUGUGGCCCAACAGAUAGAGGCUUGCUAUAAUAUUAUAGCUAUCCCACCAAAGGACACAAUUGAAAUGACAGGUCAUAUGCAAGUGAACACUAGAAAAACGCACUGGGAAACUAAACGAGUGUUUUUUGCAACACCACAAGUGAUAUACAAUGAUAUCAAGUCUGGCAUAUGUCCCGGCGAGAAGAUACGAUGUCUUGUCAUCGACGAAGCUCACAGAGCACGCGGCAACUACGCUUACUGUCAGAUUGUAUCUACUUUAACAGAAAGGGGACAUAAGACUUAUAGAUUGCUAGCUUUGUCUGCCACUCCGGGGAGCAAGGUCGAGGAUGUGAUUACUGUAGUGAAGAAUUUACACAUAGCUCAUUUGGAAUUACGUACUGAAAACUGUAUUGACGUAGCACCAUACAGCCAUUCUAGAAAGAUCAACACAGUGGUUGUACAGCUGGGGCCGGAGCUAACACAACUACGACAACAAUAUGUUGAGAUAUUGGACGUCUAUGCGAGAAGGUUGAAGCAGUUGAAUAUUCUCCCGCAAAACCUUGGCAACUUGUCCAAGGGCCGUGUCGUGAUGCUAUACAAGGAGUAUCAGUGUAAAGAAAGAGGUGCUCGCCACCCACAGCACAAUUACAUUAUGAAAGAUUUUACCCUUCUGAUCGCGUUAUAUCAUGGUUUGGAGUUAUUGGUAAAACACGGCUCCAGAGUGUUUCUUAAUUUCUUUGAUGAACACCCAGAAAAGUCAUGGAUACAGUCCGACGACCGCCUCACAGCUCUGCUAGAAAGGUUACGGGACGACCUUGGAAUAAAUCCGUUGUCACUGGAUCGAAGCAUAUUACCUGACGGAACUAUACCCGAGAUUCCGAAAAACCUAUGCUUCGGUCACCCGAAAUUUUACAAGCUGAAGGAAAUAAUGUUGGAUCAUUUUCAAAGAGCGAAACAAGCAGGACAAGACACCAGAGCAAUAGUGUUCUGCGAGUACCGGGAGAGCGUGAACUUAGUCCACUGCCUGUUGCUGCAGUGUCGGCCGCUUAUAACUCCGCAGAUGUUUGUCGGACAAGGCGCCUCGGGCAAAGAUGGCAAAACGGUCGUAUCUCAAAAGCAGCAGCUGCGAGUGAUGCGCAGCUUCCGCGCGGGCGACUGCAACGCGCUGGUCGCCACCUGCGUCGCGGAGGAGGGACUUGACGUCGGUUCCGUAGACCUCAUCCUGUGUUUCGAUAUCUCCACGCGGUCUCCCAUUCGUCUGGUACAGAGAUGCGGCCGCACUGGAAGAGAACGAGGUGGGCAAGUUUUUAUUCUAGUCACUGAAGGUAGAGAGCAUCAGACCUUAAUGGAUUGUAUGCGCCAGAGAGACGGUCUUAAUAAAAAAAUAUUACAAUCAAAAGAGGUGCAAGCCAACCUAUACAAGUCGAAUCCAAGGAUGGUGCCACAUGACUUCAUACCUGAAUGUCAGAAAAUGUACAUAACCGUUGCACAAAAGUCCGAUCCAAAGGAAAAAUCUAAAGAUGGUGCUGAGAAAGUUAAAAAGGGUCAAAAGGAUUUAAGGAGCAUGCUUAUGGGACGACCAUCCACAAGCAGUCCUAGUACUUUACUUACUGAAGAGGAAUUCAAAGAAUUAUUUCCAUGUGGGCAUCCCUGUACAGAUUCUAUAUCCAAACCAAUGGAAUAUUGGUGUUUAAAUAAAGAUUCGUUUCAUACGAUCGUAAAAUUGAACAAAAAUGACAAUCUUAAACUUAUAUCGUGGCUAGAAUGGCAGCGAACUUUACAAAAAACAGUCAACAUUAGCCAUUCGAGAGAUUCAGAAGUUUUAACAGAACUCUUACAAUAUUCCGAUGCUAAGAGAUUCGAGUUGCCCCCAUCAACUCAACAUCCUGCCUUUCUAACUCAGGAUUUAAUGCCUCAAAAUUCAGUUAAAAAUAAACUUACGAAGAAAAAACAGAAGAAUUCUAUAAAAUCACCAAUAAAAAGAGAUGGUGAUAUCAGAGCAUUAUUUAGUGCUUCGACGAAAUCCACUAAGAACUAUACAAAGUUAAUAAACGAUUUAGGCGUUCAAAACGAGGGGUAUCUGUCCACACGCAUGAUUAAUUUGUUAGUCGAUCUCAGUUUAGAGAAUGCUAAUGUUAAUAAAAACUGUUACAUUUGCCUUAACGUAUGUCAAUGUUCAUUAAUACAAAAUAUAAGAAAAAUAAAAACGAAGCCAACAAGAAUAGUGGAUUUAAAUAACACAUUAAGGUUACCUGACAUUAGGUUACUAGAUGAUGUCAAAGCUGACGCGAUAUUAAAGUGUGCAAAAUCUAUAAAUGAAAGUAUUACAAACGAUUAUGAUCAAAAUAUUGAUUACAAGAUCCAAGGCUUUGGUAGUCAAAACAAUAUAAAUGAUCAUUUUAUUAAAAGAGUAGAUUUACCGGAAGCAUGUGAUGUGCUGAUCGAAGAUCAUAAUACAAAUGCUGAAGAUGGGAAAAAAAUUCCAGAUGAAAAUUUUGACAUUGGCGACAUCGAAGACAUUUUUGCAGAGAGUAGUCCAGAAAUGUUAGUUGAACAAAACCAAAAUAAGGUUAUAGACAAAAAUGUUAGUGCACCUAAAGAAACAUUAGAAUUCUUUGGGCUAGAUAGUAUAGAAGACAUAUUUGCGGACUAUGAUGAAAGUAGUGAAGAUAAGUCACAAGCUAGAAGCGAAAUCAAAAAACCCGAAAAGGUGGAAACGAUUAACGAAUUUUCAACUACAUUACAACCAGUAAGCCCCUCUAUUUUGUCUGGUAGACAGAAGAUAGAAGUACCGACAUCGCCCAUUCUUUGUAGCCAAGCUCGCAAAUAUCAACUUAGUACAAAAAAAAUGCAACCACAACGCAUAUCUUCUAAAAGCACUGCAAAGAAACAGUUAAUAAUGGAUCUUACAAAUAGUAUUUCGGUAAUUGAUGAAAGUAAACAGAAAGCUGCUAAUGGCAUUGCAGCACCAACUAAUUUAUCCAACAUUAGUAACAAAAGUAUGCUUACUAUCACACAACUUGUAGAAAUGAUAAAUAGAUCUGAAUGUGAAAAACCUGUAGGAGAAUCUACAAAUGAUUUAAAAGAGGUCGAAAUACCUGCCAAUGUUAAUGAAAGAAGCUCUUCACCUAUACUGUUGACUCAGGCAGAUAGAAGUAAAAUCUCAAAUGCUUCCGAAUUCAAUAAAAAUAAAUUAACUCCCUUUCAUUCGGCUACAAACAAAAGCCUUAUUAUUUUAGAUAGUGACAGUGAUUUUGAGGAAGAUACACAAAUUUACGCAGCAGAAAAUGUUUGUGAAAAUAAUAACGAGUCACAUAAAAAAGAAACUCAAGAAAUCCAUCCAACAAAUUGUAAGAGAAAAUUUGAAAUGGAAGAUAACGAUGUUCUGACUGCAUCGCCAUAUUUCAACAAAAGACAAAAAUUAAAUGAAAGUGCGGAAAAACCACUUACAUUACAAGCAAAAGUAUUAGCAGCUAUAACUGCAAAUAAAGUAAAUAACACUAGAACCAAUAAUAAUUCCAAUAUUUAUUGCGCCUUGUCAUUUACCUCGCCUAGCUCAUUAUCACAAAAAGAAAACAUAAGUCCAUUAAAGUUGAAUACAGAAAAUCAAAGUAAUGAUGAAGAAAAGGAAAGUAUUACAAAAAGCGCUUUAGACAUGUUACAGAAGUUUAGGCGAGAUGUUAAAAGCAGUCCGAGUGGAGGAACUAAAAAAGAAAAUGGUUGUAAAUUACCAUUAAAUUCGAAAAGGCAAAUUGCUUUUACUGAUAGCGACGAUGACUUUAUUGGUGAAAUUAAUGAUUGUCGAAAGAAUAAAUCUGUUCUUACGGAUGAUAGUAUGGACAGCAGAAUAACCAAUCACAAAGUUCGAAAAAAGAAAAGAAGAAGAAAUCAGUUUUUGGACGAAGAAGCAGAAUUAUCCGACGAUGGAGCAGGUGUCAGCGGCGAUGAAUUAUCGGACGAAAGUGUUGGAAGCAUCAUUGAUUUCAUUUGUGAUGAUAAUGUCACGCACACUGAAGCCGAUAUGCACGCACAUUACUUAAGAUCAAUAAGGAGUCCAGUUAAAGGCGUCUUUAAAAUACCUCAAUUACCAAAGAUACAUAAUAUUGUUGAGGUGUGUUCACAAUUUAUUGAAGAAGACGAUUAUGAGAUGGAUAGUUUUUGUGUUGACUCGCACAUUGGACUAACACAGGUCAAUGAAGUGUCAGAAUUAGAUAUGGCAGAAAGACUUUUAAAAGAAAAGAGAAAGAAAAAGAAAAACGGUGUAAUCCCAGAAAGAACUGAGAAGGAAAACAGUGAUAGUCCUGUUGUUAGGCGAAAAAACAAAAAUGUGAAGAGACAAAUCCAGAGUGAUUCAGAUGAUAGCAGCUAG